AUGCUCAAGCCUCAAUCUCGGCAACCUACGAUUGUAUCCUCAUAUAUUACGGAAACCUAUCAAUUCAUACGAAGUCAAUUUCUUCAAAACAAAAUACUCCUUGCCAUGAUUAUUUUCGCAACAAUCUUAAAUGUUAUGCUGGGAACAACAAAUGCCGAACAAUAUGUUUUCGGAGGUAGGCAAGGAACCUAUGAUCUGUUCAUGGCAAAUGUAGUGAAGAGAUCGAAUUUCUCUUCACAAGAAACCAUAGCCCAAACCAAGAAAUAUCUUGCACAAAAUUUCAACUCCACAUGGUGUGAUAUUCUAUAUGUCAACAAAGAGACUGGCGAACAAUUAAGACGCCGAGAAAUAUGUCUGGUAGAUCACAAGAACAUGAAAUUCUACUCAAUAUGGGAUGGAUACAAUGUUUACCAAUUCAAUACAGAGUCCACGCCACCACCCAAUUCUCGACAAUUAGAAAAUGGAGCAAUUGAUUUAACUGGAAAUUUACCUGACAGCUACUCUGGACAGGUAUUCGUGAUUGGAAAUAAUAAUUAUGCAUUAUUUGUGAACUAUCAAAAUAUUUCGAGUAGUUCUAUCUAUUCACGCCUUAACAAUACCUCUACUUAUAUUAUACGAGGAAAUAUUACAAUCUUUCUAAGCUCUCUUGACGCCCACAAUAAUAUUAUGAAGGACACAAGGUUCUAUUUUAGAAUAAGUAAUCAUCCAUCUGGAAUAGGAGUGAUUAUUCGAAGUAUGGAAUAUGGUGACUUGUGUUUUUGUCAGUUAAAGAGAUAUCUUACUGUGGACAAAAUGUUUGAAGUAGGAUUGGCUCCUUGUAAUUAUACAGAUCCUUAUCAAAAAUUCUAUUGGACUGGAGCAAGUAUUAUAAGCUCGGUUAACAUUGAUACCAUCUCCGCACAAGGCCUGGAUUAUACGAACCCCACGUCAUAUGCGUUGAGAUUUUUUAAACUAACCUAUGGACAUUCUAUCGGAAUGGUCAAGUACAAUGAACGUCCAUCGAGUGUUCUGACUCUUCUUCUUGUCACAUCAGAGAAUGCUCUUAAAAAUCCGUAUCAAUUCAAAGAAAAGCAUGUUUUGACUCCAUCUACCCUUAUUGAAUCAUUUUACAUCAACCACGACGUUGUUGAGCAGGAUGUCACUCUCCAAAAUCAAUUAGCAAGAGCGUCAAUGCCUUUCCGUUAUUCAGCUGCUUCAACGAGAACACUCUGUAUAUAUUCCAACCUUUUGUUGGUGGUGAUUGUACUUGUAUUUUUGCUGUCUAACUUUGAAUCAAAUCAUUAA
Molecule: messenger RNA, 1284 nt
Organism: Naegleria lovaniensis
Lineage: Eukaryota; Heterolobosea; Eutetramitea; Acrasida; Naegleriidae
Exons: 1
Coding region: 1-1284 (427 amino acids)
Source: RefSeq, a predicted model, not a curated record